Molecule: messenger RNA, 1264 nt
Organism: Daphnia magna
Lineage: Eukaryota; Metazoa; Arthropoda; Branchiopoda; Diplostraca; Daphniidae
Exons: 4
Coding region: 180-1091 (303 amino acids)
Molecular function (GO): acyltransferase activity, transferring groups other than amino-acyl groups
Source: RefSeq, a predicted model, not a curated record
AGAUAGAAAUACUGGCAGUGAGCAGUUCAGUUUUUUUUUUUUGUGUAUAAAGAGCGAGGCAGCAAUUUUUGAAGUGGUUUUCUAGAGCUUUAGUUAUCUCCGAUAAGAUAAAAGAACUAGUCAUUUCGAUUUUUGGUUGACUACGUGGAAGGUCACACGGUUUGUUUCUCCUACAAGUGAUGGGCCACGAGAAUGGAAAAGACGGCAGCGUGUUGACGUUAGCAACGAGGCAAUGUUUGUUUCGUUUGUUGUCUUUUCUUGACAAACGACUGCCCGAAUACUGUGCUAUUCAUUCGUUUGUGUGUGCGGCGCUCAUUUCAUCAGAUCCAUCGUAUCGUGUUUAUUUCCACAGAAAACAAUCUUCGAAUAAUUCGACAGAUGAAACCGAUUACUCGCUCAUCGUUACUGCUAGCGUAGAAUUUUGCAUCGAGCCCAAACGACAAAUUAAUAUGAAAUGCUGGACUUUAACUGGAUGGACUGAUGAUGACGACAUGUUGGCCGAUGCUUAUGAAGCUAUUGGCGUAAUAGACUGGAAAGCGGAUGCAGCUAUCAUACACUCUAAACACCAUACACCCCAUCCGACGAUCACGAAUUUUCUUACAAACAAACACGGACCGGAAAAUGAAAACAGGGAUGGCUAUCCAAGCGAUCAAUAUUUUAUUGCCAUACAGGAGGCUUUAAAUCUCCAAAUCAGUGAAAUGAAUGGCGUUUACGUUAAAAGCCUGGAACCUUGUCACGCAAAAAUAGUUUACGAUCACUGGCCCUACAACGCAUCCACAAGAGUGGAAUACAUUGGCAAAGAAAUUGAGCUGCUACCUUCUGCCGGUGUCUUUUUGAAGGAAAACGACGAACUUGUGUCGUGGAUGAUGUGCCAUCCACCCAACGGAAUGAGCCGACUGCACACGUUGGAAGAACAUCGACGACGAGGAUACGCAUCGCUAGUGACGCAAUACCUAACCAAACGAGUGGCGCAGUCUGGAGUUGUUCCAUUUGUCAAUAUAGUUAUCGGUAACACUGCCUCGUGUAAGUUCUUCGAAAGCAUGGGAUUCAAACAUCUCCGUCCUAUUAAUAUCAGUUUUAGUUUGCCUUAAUAUUGCAUCGUCACAUCUCGAAUUAAACGUUUUAGUCUUGUUAUUUUGAAGUCCAUGGAUACCAUGUUUAUAGUAAUUAGUAUUUUCGACUUUAUACGUAUUGUAUAUGGAGGCCUUACAAAUGGGAAGCGUGAUUGUUUUUUGAAAAAUAAAAACGUACUGGAGCAUUGUUA